Messenger RNA from Neltuma alba, 1278 nucleotides. RefSeq lists its product as uncharacterized. The transcript has 7 exons. The record is from RefSeq and is a predicted model, not a curated record. NCBI's taxonomy places the organism in Eukaryota, Viridiplantae, Streptophyta, Magnoliopsida, Fabales, Fabaceae. Bases 166 to 978 code for a protein of 270 amino acids.
UUGUCUGAAUGAUCAAAUACGAUUUUCUUGAAAUUGUUUUGCCUCCAUGCCUUUGCUUCUGAAGUUCCUCUUCCUUCUGAAUGAGACUCAUAAUUAAGCUAUAGAAAUAUCUCGUAAAAGAAAGAUCCAAGUUUGCAACUUUGCAGGAGGAGAUAAGUAAAGGGGAUGGCACAGUUCGCAACACAGGGUAGCUUGAAACUACUCUUUAAUGGAGAGGGAGUGUCGUCUCUUUUGGAACACAGGGACCCAUUUCACUACAAGUUUAGAUCAAUUCAGACUCACAGGCGAAGGCUCGGCUAUAUUGGCUCAUCAGGUAGUAUUUACUAUUCAUCAUCAUCUCCAAGUAGCAAAUCGAACCGUUGCAAUGCCGAGGCACGCCCCUCGGACUGUGUCUAUGAUGAAGGUGAUUCUGAUGAUGAGUUUGAGAGCGAUAACUUGGCUUGUUUCAGAGGCCUGGUGUUAGAUGUAUCGUACAGGCCAGUCAAUGUUGUAGGCUGGAAACGUGCUAUAUGUUUGGAGUUUAUGGAGAAGGCUGAUGUUCUAGAGUAUUAUGAUCAAACGGUGAACUCGCCUAGCGGGUCUUUCUAUAUACCAGCGGUCUUGAGGGUUCCUUAUUUACUUCAAGUUGUUAAAAGAAGGAUCAUCAAGAGCAAUCUUAGCCGGAAAAAUAUACUAUUCCGGGACAAUUACACUUGCCAGUAUUGCUCUUCAUAUGAGAAUUUGACCAUUGACCAUGUAAUACCUACUGCACUGGGUGGAGAAUGGAAAUGGGAAAAUCUAGUUACUGCUUGUGUCAAAUGCAACUCGAAGAAAGGUCAUAGGACUUUAGAGGAAGCAAAAAUGAAGCUGCUUAAAGCUCCAAAGGCCCCGAAAGACUACGACAUACUUGCCAUACCCUUAACAAGUGCAGCUCUGAGAAUGCUGACAAUGAGAAAGGGAACACCUGAAGAAUGGCGCCAGUAUCUAAGGUCCUCUUAAGAGCCAUGAAUUCAUCUCUCGGGUCAUCCCUUUAUAUGUCAUACAUUCAUGCUCACCAAAAACCUAAUAAAUAGAAGAGACUUUCUCGUAAACACAAGGACAUGUUAACCUGAAAACCCCCCCCCCCCAAAAAAAACCAAACUGUACUAUUCAUCUCAGGAAUCUUGUUAAAUAUAUGUAUAGUAGGUUCCUGCACGCUGUUGAACAAGACUGUGUAUGUGGUCUUACUCAAAUUGAUGUACAGAAUUAAUAUUAAUAUUAUAAGAGAACGCCUGUAAUUGGGAUUGCAUUUGCAUGUCC